Messenger RNA from Monoraphidium neglectum, 2469 nucleotides. RefSeq lists its product as hypothetical. Lineage: Eukaryota; Viridiplantae; Chlorophyta; Chlorophyceae; Sphaeropleales; Selenastraceae. The transcript has 2 exons. The record is from RefSeq and is a predicted model, not a curated record. Bases 1 to 2469 code for a protein of 822 amino acids.
AUGGUGGGCGCCUGCGACGCGUCCAACCUGGGAUCUGCCAGCCUGCACGGCUGGUGCCACGAUGGCCCGCACGGGCCUCAGCCGCCUUUGCCGGCGCCCGCGGCAGCAAAUCAUGCGUUGACAGCGCCCGCGGCUGGCGAGGCGGCGCGGCCCGACGGCCCCACGGCGGCGGUGUCCGAGCGCGGCGCGGACGGUGCGGAGAAAAACGCGGCAGGGGGCGGCGAGGCGCUGGCGGCGCUGCUGGGGGACUUCGAGGGCAGCAGGCUGGUUGAUCUGGAUGGUAUUGCAGAGGUGCUGGGCGGCGACUCGCGCCCCGGGGCGCCGGCAGAGGGCGGCGACAGCCGCCACAAGCGGGAGCGGCGAGUAAAGGCGGAAGCGGCCCCGCAUCACCAACAGCAGCAGGCCAUUGGAGCGCAGCUGCCAAGCGCGGGCGGCGGCGGCGCCAGCAGCGGGUGCGUCGACCUGCGCGGUUUGCUGCAGCAGGCUCGAGACUCGGUCGAGGCGCCUUGGCGGGUCACGCAGCAGCAGCCGCAGGUGCCACUGCCGCAGCCCGCCGCGCCGCAGCAGCCGCAGCCGCAGCCGCAGCAGCCGGCGUCGGCUGCGCCGGCGGUGCCGCCGGCGGCCCUCAAGCAGCAGGAGGAGUUCCUAAUCAGCCUGCUGAUGCAGCAGCAGGCGCUGCAGCGGCAGGCAGCGAGGCAGACGGCGAGCGGCCUGACGCCGGCGCUCGCGGGCUUGCAGGUGCAGCAGGGCCCCGGCGGCAGCGGCGGCGACGCGCGGCCGAAGAAGCGGCGGCACCGCAGGACGCGCGGCGUGGCGCACGGCGCGGGCCAGGCUGGCGGGGCAGACUGCGGCAGCGCAGCGGCGGCGUUGAUGGCGACACCCGCCAGUGUGGCGCAUUGUGCAGGCGUAGGUGUGGCCCCUAUGAGCACCAGUGCAACUGGUGACGUGGCGAGCGCUGCGCUUUUUGCCACGCCGGCGGCAAUGGUCUUUCCGGUGCUCCGAGGGCAGCAGCUUCCGAGCCCGCCCCCCUGGCAACUGGAGGCCCUCGCGCCGGCCACCUCCCCCAGCGACGCCGCGGCGGACGGCGGCCCGCACAGCCACAAACGGGCCGCCGCGUUCUGCGGCGCCGGGGCGGCGGGCGGGACGCAAGCGGGCGGCGGCUCGGCGCAGAAGCGGCGGCGGUGGCAGGAUGGCGGCGAAGUCUAUGAGGACGACGAGCCGAUGCUUUGCACGGAUGAGAAUGAUGAGGACUGCCGCUGCUGGGGCGGCGACGGCGACGACGACGGCCCGGAUUCGGCGCCCGCCGCGCGCCGCAGCGCGCGCAUCGCCGCGGGCAAGGGCCCCGGCCCGCGCGGCCGCGGGGUGUGGACGGGCGCCGCCGCUCGGCCGGGGCUGGCCGUCGCUUCCAUCGGCCUGCUGCCGCCAGAGACGAUGGCGCGCCGCAUCCUGUCCGACGCGUUCCCUGCCGGCCCCUUCACCCGCGGCGACCUGGAGCGGCUCGGCUGGCAGCCGGCCACCGCGGGCUGCGGCAGCGCCGCGGCGGGGGCGGCCGCAGAUCAGGAGGAUACGGGCUGCGGCGGCGGCGGCGGGGGCGGGGACGUGGGGAACGGCUGCACGCCGCCGGGGACGCCGCCGGGCGGCCUGCGGCUGACGGGCCCGUCCGUAGAGGCGCUGCUAGCAGGGGACGCGCCCAGCCCCUUUGUUACGCCAGGCAAGCUAUUUGGCCCGCUCGAGCCUGGCCGCGGCGAAGUCGCCUCGCUGGUCCCUGCAGCAGAGUGCGACACGCUGCUGGGCCCCGCGGGUUUCUCCCCCUCCUCCAUGCUCGGCGGCAGCCGCUUCGAGUCCCUGCUCGCGUCGCUGCCCGCAGCGUCGCAGCAGACCGGCGCGGCGGCGCCCACCGCGCAGCAGCAGGCCGGCGGCGCUGGCGACGGCGUUCGCGCGGCCGACCAGCCGACCGACUUUCGGCGGCUGUAUGAUCUGCUCGCGAGGGACGGCACCAACAGCAACCCCGGCCAGGAGGGGCCGCCGGCCGCGGCGCCCACCCUGAUGCCGCCGCCGGCGGACCGGCCUCUGGCGGCGGCCGUGCCUGGGCUGGCGAGCAGACAGGGGCCCCAGCUUGAGGGGGUACAGCCCUGCAACCACCGGAACCCACACCAGCAGCAGCAGCAGCAGGGGGCUGGCGAGUUUUCAUCGCUGGUGAACCUGGACAUUGGGGAUGCGGCAGUCGCCAUCGAGGCGGCCGGAGGGGAGGACGCUGACGUGUCGUUCCUCCUGGGCGGGAUCCACAGCCGCAGCUGGCUGCUGUCGCCCGCCAAAGGGGCGCCGGCCGCUGCAGGGGCAGCCGCGGCGGCGGCGGCGGCGGCGGCGGGGUUGGGGGGAGGGGCAGGUGCUGGGUUGGGCGCCAUGCGGGUGCCCAGCGGGGGUUUUGACGCGUCGCGGCCGUUUGCCGCGCUCUUUGGCGGCCGGUGA